Molecule: messenger RNA, 2903 nt
Organism: Epinephelus lanceolatus (giant grouper)
Lineage: Eukaryota; Metazoa; Chordata; Actinopteri; Perciformes; Serranidae
Product: E3 ubiquitin/ISG15 ligase TRIM25-like
Molecular function (GO): zinc ion binding; protein binding
Source: RefSeq, a predicted model, not a curated record
UCAGUUUUUAUCUUGUGUGAGAAAGUGAAACUAUUUCUCUGAGAGGUGAAAUGGCGCAGCAACAAAACCUGAUGGAUCGGAAAAAGCUUUGCUGUUCGAUCUGUCUGGAUCUACUGAAGGAUCCUGUGACUAUUCCCUGUGGACACAACUACUGUAUGAGCUGUAUUAAAAGCCACUGGGAUGAAGAGGAUCAGAAGCAAACCCACAGCUGUCCUCAGUGCAGACACACCUUCAUGCCGAGGCCUGCUCUGGUGAAAAACACCAUGUUAGCAGAUUUAGUGGAGGAACUGAAGAAGACAGGACUCCAAACUGCUCCAGCUGAUCACUGCUAUGCCGGACCUGAAGAUGUGGCCUGUGAUGUCUGCACUGGGAGAAAGCUGAAAGCUGUCAAGUCCUGUCUGCAGUGUCUGGUGUCUUACUGUGAGCAGCACCUCCAGCCUCACUAUGAAUCCCCUGCCUUUGAAAAACACAAGCUGGUCGACCCCUCCAAGAAGCUUCAGGAGAACAUCUGUACUCAUCACAAUGAGGUGAUGAAGAUUUUCUGCCGCACUGAUCAGAAGUGUAUCUGUAUUCUCUGCUCCUUGGAUGAACAUAAAGAUCACAUGACAGUCUUAGCUUCAACAGAAAGGGCUGAGAGGCAGAAAGAGCUCGGGGUGAGUCAACAAAAGAUCCAGCGGAGAAUCCAGAACAGAGAGAAAGUUGUGAAGGCGCUACAACAGGAGGUGGAGGCUAUCAAUCACUCUGCUGAUAAAGCGGCGAAGAACAGUGAGAAGAUCUUCACUGAGCUGGUCCAUCUUAUCAAAAAUAGAAGUUUUGAUGUGAAGCAGCAGAUCCGAUCCCGACAGAAAACUGAAGUUCGUCGGGCUAUAGAGCGUCAGGAGAAGCUGCAGCAGGAGAUCAACGAGCUGAAGAGGAAAGACAUCGAACUGGAGCAGCUCUCACACACAGAGGACCACACCCAGUUUCUAUACAAUUACCCCUCCCUGUCAUGUCUUAGUAAACCUACAGAUUCACCCAGCAUGAGUAAGAGCAUUCUGCAAUACUUUGAGGAUGUGACUGCGGCUGUGUCACAGGCCAGAGACAAGCUACAGGACAUUCUUAGUGACGUGUGGACCAACAUAUCAGAGCCUGAAGUGGAGGUUAUAUUGCCACAACCUCAGCCCAAGACCAGACCUGAAUUCUUACAGUAUUCACAACUAAUCACACUGGAUCCAAACACAGUAAACACACAGCUGUUAUUGUCUGAUGGGAACAGAAAAGCAACAGUAAUGGCUGACAAGCAGCUUUAUUCUAGUCAUAAGGACAGAUUUACUGACAUGUUUCAGGUUCUGAGCAAAGAGAGUCUGAGUGGACGACACUACUGGGAGGUGGAGAGGAGCAGAUAUGAGGUCUCAGUAGCAGUCACGUACAAGGAUAUCAGCAGAGCAGGAUAUGAAAGUGGAUUUGGAAAUGAUGACAAGUCUUGGGCUCUGGAGUGUUACAACAACAGUUAUCAGAUCAGACAUAAAGGUAUCGGCACUCCCAUCUCAGGCCCUCAGUCCUCCAGAGUGGGAGUGUACCUGGAUCACCCUGCAGGUAUUCUGUCCUUCUACAGCGUCUCUGACACCAUGACUCUCCUCCACAGAGUCCAGACCACAUUCACUAAGCCGCUCUAUCAGGGACUUGGUGUUUUUGGUUCACAUGGUGACGGAUCUGCUGCGGAGUUCUCGAAGCUUGAGUAGAUAGAAGUUAGGAGGCAAUAAGUGCAGGGGUGUGACGUCACCUGGUUUGUGGACUACUGUUUUGAAGCCUUGAGUUUGGCAUUUUGGUUUCCAUCUUGUUUUUUUGAAGCCAGAAGUGACCAUAUGUGGAGGAGCGAGAGGUGGAUCUGAGUGAAAACCUGAGGACACUAUGCACAACUUAUCAAUCACAGGGUGGACAUGUCCUAAAGCAUACCCUGCUUUCUUGUUUAUUUUACUCUAGAUGGGAGUAUCAUUUACAAAAGAAGACUGGAAACCAGCAACUGAGACCAUAAACUCUUUAGGAAAAUGUUUACUGAGGGUAUUUUCUGAUAGACUUAAAUACAAUGUGGCAAAUUUUUACCAUCACUAGAGUCGCCACCUGCUGGCCUUUAGUAAGAAUGCAUCAUUGGCUUUCCUUGACAGACCCAGAGGCUAUAUAACAGGUGCACUUCUCUUAUAGUCUAUGGGAAUGUCUCAUUAGCUUCACAGAGAUUCAAACGUGCUUCAUGAUUUCAUAACAGGUUUUGCUUUGUCUUUUUCAUUUUGAUCUCACUCUGCAGGAACUAUAAGACUGAAAUGUAUAACCAUUAUCAAACAAUAACCCUAUCAUAGAGCUAUGCAAAUACAUCUGUCGUUAUUAUCACAUUAUUAUGGUUUGGGCUCAUGAGGUAGUUCAGGCGAUGUUUACUGCAGCUGCUCCUCUUCCUUUGAGAAGCCAAGAUAUGGCACAUUUUGGAUUUAUGAGUGUGGUUGCAGUCUUUUUUCUGCCAUGUUUACUCAUGAAAUUUGAAAUGUUUAUUUCCAGUACAUUUUGAUAAUGAAGAAAUAAAUCAGCAGUUGAUUUAUAGGUAGAUUUACAGUCAAUCCAGACAGACAUGAUUUAUUCCAGUAUUUACAGAAACUCACAUUACUCCAAUCACCGAAGGUUCAGUCUUCCUAAUACAUUUUUAAAAAUGCAUUCCCAAAGACUUAGCCUCAGGCACACAAUAUGCAACCAGUGCACUAUUUGCACUGUUUUUAUAUAUAAAUACUUAGGCAGUUGCACAGUGAUUAAAUUUGCACCUUUACUUAUAGUGUUCAUUUAUUUUAUGUAACCAGUGCACUUUUGCUUUGAACUUGUGAUUUUGUUUUCUACAAACCUGUUGUAUGAUCUUUGUAUACAAUAAUGAUGAAAAUCUCUUU